Molecule: messenger RNA, 1437 nt
Organism: Diospyros lotus (date-plum)
Lineage: Eukaryota; Viridiplantae; Streptophyta; Magnoliopsida; Ericales; Ebenaceae
Product: probable membrane-associated kinase regulator 4
Exons: 1
Coding region: 158-1252 (364 amino acids)
Cellular component (GO): plasma membrane
Molecular function (GO): kinase inhibitor activity
Source: RefSeq, a predicted model, not a curated record
CUCUCCCAACAAAUCGAUUACUUUUCUGCUUGUCUUGGGAUCACCAAUACAUUUAAAAGCAGCUCUUCCCCCUCCCUCUUCAUAUUUCAUCAGCUUCUCAGAGCUCCAAAUAGCCAUAACCUCUGUGAGAGAGAGAGAGCGAGAGAGAGAGAGAGUGAUGGCUGCAGAGAGGGAGAGAGAUCAGACCCAUCAUCCAUAUGAUGAUUACACCUCAGAUGAAGAAGAAGACUACAUAGACAUGGAAGUAAGCUCCAAUUCGAACUGCAACUCCAACUGGUUCUUCACCCACUCAUCAUCAGCUUCCACCAGAGAGUUUGAGUUCCAAAUGUUGUCAACAAGCUCCAACUCCGAGAGAGAAACCACCACUUCUCCUGCCGAUGAACUCUUCUACAAAGGCAAACUCCUCCCUCUUCACCUCCCUCCCCGUUUACAAAUGGUCGAAAAGCUGCUUCUUCAAAACUCCAACAAUCAUAUUAUUGACAAAACAGAUAGCAGCAGCUGCUUAUUUGAGGAGUGUUUUAGCACCCCAUUGCCCACCAACACCUUCACCACUCCCUUAGCCAACACCCCCUUCGAAUCCUGCAACAUCUCUCCGUCCGAGUCCUGCCAGGUCAGUAGAGAACUCAACCCCGACGACUACUUCUUCGACUACUCCGGCGCCACUGCCGAGGACGACGACAUUACUAUCCCCAAAAGGUCCUGCUGGACCAGGAAGCUUGGUUCCAAGCUCAAGGCAUCCCGGGCUUAUCUCAAGUCUCUGUUCAGCAAACCAGGAGAUGAAACAUUUUCCGUUUCCAAGGCCAAAGAGUCUCUGGACAACAAGAAGCAUGCCAAUAAGAGCCCAUUUGGGCAGAUUCAGAUGCCAGCAGCAGGGAGCAGCUUCAACAAGGACAAGUUUGGUGCUGGCCACCGGCGGUCCUUCUCCGGGGCGAUCAAGCGGCUCUCUGCGGCCAAAUCUUCAUCUUCCUCUUCCUCAUCCUCUUCGUUCUCGUCUUCGUCUUCGUCUUCUUCCUCUUCGAGCUCCAGCAACUCGAAUUGCUCCCAGUAUGACUCGCAGUUUCUCAAGAGAAGCAGCAGCAUGAAUCAAGACAUUGAGAACUCGAUUCAGAGUGCCAUUGCUCAUUGCAAGAGAUCACAGCAGAAUUUGCAUUCCAGAAAGGCUGCAAGUGAGGCUGGUUUCUGCUCAUUGUCAGCAGCAGCCUCCAGACUAGUUUAUGAGGAUCAAGAGAGGCCAGGACUUUGCAGAGGCUGAGGGGGAGAGAAUUUUUUUGACUGUGUUAAUCAUAUGAUGACGAAGAUGUGUUCUUUUUAUUCCUUUUUGAGUAUCAUUUGAUUCAGUGCAACAUUAAUUCAGAACCACCUCUUUUGCAGACUGCAGGCUGUAAUUUCUCGAACAGAUUUGUGUAAUUAAAACUUUAUGAGGUUCCAACUUCCACA